ACUUUUGACAAAAUCAAUCCUUCGGUGCCAAAGUCAACGUAGUUGUGCGCAUCAUCAACAUAGCGGCUCAGCCUAUUCAAAAUAACACCUUCGGGAACAAAAUUUCUUCUUUGAUCAUCCAGUGCUCCAUGGAGCUCUAUGCGUGCGGCUUCAACGCACAUAAUCAGCUUACAUUCAACGAAACAAGAGAAGCUGACCCCAAAGAUAUCCCGCAGCUGCGUCGACUUCUCUCGGCGGAGUAUAUUGAUAUUCUUUUCACCGGCUGGAGUAAUUUAGUCUUGGACGUUGAUCAUGUGCUCAAACUCAACGGCGCACGCCUUGACGGUUCCUCCACAUCGCCAAAUUAUUCGACCAUUCAGAACAUACAGAAGGAAAAUGCACCAGAAAAAGAAGACGUCAGAACAAUUUUUGGCGAUCAUACCGGCGUUCUUGGCGGUCUGAAUCGCACUGGAAAAAUCCUAAUUUUUGACCCUGAGCACAGCACUUUCAAACCACAUAAUCCGCCAGGACCGGCAGCAUCAAAAACACAUUUGAGCAUCGCCGGCAACGGAAAAGUAGCAACAUGCUAUGAAGAAUCUUAUUCGGACCCAGAAGCGCCUCCCCUCAGCUCUGGCUAUGGAAUCCGAAAGCAAUCUGUCAGUCAUCAUAGGAGUACACGAACCAUCAUUCACGAAUACCUUAGUCUAGACGAUUUUCUCCAGCAUCAUGAUCUGGGCCAAUCAGGUACAGAAGAAAUACCAGCGCUGGCGCAUAAGGAAUUUAUCUUACACUGCUCUCCGCGACAAUUGGUCGCUAAUCAGACGGCGUUUACGUUUCUUGAUGACUUAGGGAACGUCUAUACGUGGGGUGACGGACGACAUAACCAUCUGGGCCGAGAAAUCACGUCUGCAACACCAGCAUCUACCCCCGGUUUUGUGGAAUCUCUGGGAGGAAUACCGAUUCGAAAGGUAGUCUCCGGUGGUUGGGUCACGGCCGCUGUAUCACGAGAUCGGGACUUGUACCUUUGGGGCGGAAGACCUGGAGAGGGGCAAUGGAUUAGAGAAUUGCCUCAUUCGCCGGCGCGGGUAGAUGAGGAGGGCGUAGAGGAAGAUGUGGCACUGGCGAAUGUGGAUGGCGGAGUAGAUAUUGUUGAUGUUGCGGUUGGAGAUGGGCACGUUGUUGUGCUUACUGCGGAGGGCAAGCUGUUUGCAGCGGGUAGAGGGGGGAACGGGCAAUUGGGAUGUGGAGGUAUGGAAUUUGCAGAGGCGUGGAGGGAGAUGCAAUUCGAGGAAGGGGAUGCAUCAGACAAGUCAAUUGUCGGAGUUUUCUGCGGUCCGUGGUAUACGCUGGUUUUGUGCAGAAUAAAGAGAUAGAGAAAAGCGGAAUAGUCUAUUUGCAAAAAGAUGUAUUACAAUUGUUAUAUUUCUAUAUAAUGCGACCCUAUGCCUUCGAUAUAGGUAAAUAUCACCGGACCGCCGAUUUUGUUACCUGCUCCCUAAAUAGUUACCAAGAAUAAAAAGG
This is a messenger RNA of Xylona heveae TC161, 1500 nucleotides long. RefSeq names its product RCC1/BLIP-II protein. The record is from RefSeq and is a predicted model, not a curated record. NCBI's taxonomy places the organism in Eukaryota, Fungi, Ascomycota, Xylonomycetes, Xylonales, Xylonaceae. Bases 129 to 1352 code for a protein of 407 amino acids. The transcript has 2 exons.